GGCCCCCAGCCCUUAUCUCCUCCAGUCCCUGGGCUGUUUGUGAAGGAGACUAUAAAGGGCUUGACUGGGAGAGUAGAGGGGGAGUAAAAGCAGCACCCAACCACACUGGGGGUCUGCUUGACUCAGCACGUCCUGCUCUGCACCAUGGGGAAGAAUGGGCUGCUCAUCAAGCCAAGUAUCUUCCUGCUUCUCCUCUUCAUCCUUCCGGGAGACACCUCACCCAUCACAGAGCCGCAGUAUUUGGUGCUACUGCCCUUUGUGAUACACACGGAUUCUCGUGAGAAAAUCUGUGUUCAGCUGACCCACCUGAAUGAGUCUGUUACUCUGAGUGCCACACUCGAGCAUCAAGGGGAGAACAGGAGCUUGAUUGAUGAUGUGGUGUCAGAGAGAGAUGUAUUCACCUGCAUCCCUUUCUCUCUUCCAAAAUCAAACAACCCAUUACCAGGCACAUUUCUCAGUGUGACAGUGAAGGGGCCCACCCUGCAGUUCAGGAGCCGCAAGAUGGUGCUGGUCCAGAAUUCUGAGAGCUUGGUCUUUGUCCAGACAGACAAACCCAUCUACAAGCCUGGACAGACAGUCCUGUUUAGAAUUGUUUCUCUGGAUGAAGAGUUCCAUCCCUUGAAUGAAGUGUUUCCACUGGUGUAUAUUGAGGACCCAAAGAAAAAUCGUCUGUACCAGUGGACACAGGUAGAGUUAGAGAUGGGAUUUGUACAGCUGUUCUUCAACCUCACCUCUGAACCUGUGCAAGGGACCUACACAGUGGUGGCACAGAAGACCUCUGGGAAGACAAUUCAGCAUUCUUUCUCUGUGGAGGAAUAUGUGCUGCCAAAAUUCGAAGUAAUAGUGAAAAUGCCCAAAGUGAUCACCAUUCUUGCUGAGAAGCUGGACGUGACAGUUUGUGGACUAUACACAUUUGGGAAGCCUGUUCCUGGUCUUGUGAGCUUCCGUGUCUGCCGGAAGUUUGAACACACAGGCCGUACCUGCUAUGGUGAAGAGGAUAAAGCAGUGUGUGAGGAGUUCUCUGGACAUGCAGACAACUAUGGCUGCAUUUCUGAAACGGUAAAGACCAAGUUAUUCCAGCUGAAGAGAAGUGGAUAUGAGAAUAAGCUCCAUGUGGAGGCUAAGAUUAAAGAGGAGGAUACAGGAGUGGAGUUCACUGGAACAAGCUUCUCUGAGAUCACAAGCACCAUUAGUAGAAUCACCUUUGAGCAUUCAGACUCCUACUACAAACGUGGAAUCCCCUUCUUUGGGCAGGUGAAAUUAGUGGAUGGGUCCGGUGCUCCAAUUGCCAAUGAAACUGUGAGGAUUUCUUUCCAAGGGGAACGGGAAGAAAACUACACAACAAAUGAAGAGGGCAUGGCACAGUUUGCUCUAAACACUUCCAUGUUGUCCUUUGACAAUGUUGGAAUUAGGGCAAUUCAUAAAACACACCCCUUCUGCUACGAUCGCUCCUGGGUUGUUCCAUAUUAUGCAGACGGCUAUCUCCAACUAAAGCGCUUUUACUCUCCUAGUAAUAGCUUCCUCAAAAUUGAGCCCAAGUCUGAGGCACUAAGCUGUGGCUCCUCCACAGAGAUCAGGGUGCAUUAUAUCCUUACUCCGGAGGCCAUAGCAGAGCAGAAGAAAAUCACCUUUUACUACCUGGUGAUGGCCAAGGGAAACAUUAAGCAAGCAGGCACCCACAUUCUGGAUUUGGACCAGGAGAGUGCCAGUGGUAUCUUCUUGCUACAGCUGCCUGUACAAGCUGAUAUUGCUCCAAUGGCCCAAGUACUUGUUUACACCACUGCCCCCAGCAGGGAGGUGAUUGCUGAUUCAGCCAAGUUUGACAUAGAAUUAUGUUUCAACAAUAAGGUGGACUUAAAAUUCUCUCCUUCAGAAGGCCUGCCUUCCUCUGAUGCUCAUUUGCUGUUCAGAGCCUCCCCGAACUCCCUCUGUGCUGUCCGUGCUGUGGACAAGAGCGUUCUCCUCAUGAAGCCAGAAGCUGACCUGUCACCUACCUCUGUGUAUAACUUACUGCCAGUGAAGGAAUUGCAUGGCUAUCAGCAUGGUCCAAACAUGCUCUUCGAGGAUCCCCUGGACAGUUGCAUUCCCGCGAAGCAAAUAGUUGUGGACGGGAUCACCUAUGCUCCAGUAAUGGAGGUGAAUGAAGAGGACACUUACAGCAUCCUAAAGGAUAUGGGUUUAAAGGUUUUCACAAAUACCAAGGUGAGGAAACCUUGGUACUGCAGCCCCGAUAAUUACGCCAGCCCCUUCUUUCGACAUGCCGGCCAUGCAUCACCUUUAGUCGCGGCUGGAGCACCGAUGUAUGCAAUGAGGACAAGUGGCAUUGAGGCAGAUAGAAUUUAUGAGACCUCAAGCACUCCCGAAGUGGUGACAGAGACAGUCCGAAAGUAUUUCCCAGAAACCUGGAUUUGGAGUUUAGUACCUAUAAGCUCUGAGGGAAAUGCUGAUCUAGAUGUGACCAUCCCUGACACCAUCACCGAGUGGAAAGCCAAUGCAUUCUGCACUUCAGCAGACACAGGCUUUGGCCUGUCUCCAACAGUGUCCCUCAAGGCCUUCCAGCCCUUCUUUGUUGAGCUCACCAUGCCCUACUCUGUAGUGCGUGGCGAGUCCUUCACACUGAAAGCCACCGUUUUCAACUACCUGACCGCCUGCAUCAGGGUCAGUGUGACUCUGGCUCAGUCUACUAAUUUCCUGGCUAUUCCAGUGGAAAAGGAUGAAACAUCUCACUGUCUUUGUGAGAAUGGGAGGAAAACCGUGGCUUGGCUGGUGACUCCAAAAUCUCUAGGGCAGGUGGAGUUCUCGGUGAGCACUGAGGCUCUACAGAACCAGCAGCCCUGCGGGAACUACAUUGUGGAGACCCCUGAGAAAGGGCGGAAGGACACAGUCAUCAGGCAGCUGCUGGUGGAGCCGGAAGGAGUUGAGAAGGAAACAACCCAGAAUUCUGUGCUCUGUGUAAAAGGAGUGCCUGUGAAAGAGAAGUUUUCCUUGUUGCUACCCACAAAUGUGGUACAAGACUCAGGCAGAGCAUAUUUCUCAGUGCUGGGUGACAUCAUGGGCACUGCCAUGCAGAACCUGCACCAGCUCCUCCAGAUGCCAUUUGGCUGUGGAGAGCAGAACAUGGUCCUCUUUGCACCCAACAUCUAUGUCCUGGACUAUCUGAACAAGACAGGGCAGCUGAGUGAGGAGGUCAAAUCCAAGGCCACUGGAUACUUAGUGAGCGGUUAUCAGAGGCAGCUGAACUACAAACACACAGAUGGGUCUUACAGUACCUUUGGACCACGUUAUGGCCAACCAGGGAACACCUGGCUCACAGCUUUUGUCCUCAAGUCCUUUGCCCAGGCUCGGCAUCAUGUCUUCAUAGAUGAGAAGCACAUCCAGGAUGCUUUUGUCUGGCUGUCCUACAAACAGAAGGAGAAUGGAUGUUUCCAGAGUUCUGGGACACUCCUGAACAAUGCCAUGAAGGGUGGAGUAGACAACGAGGUCUCGCUGACAGCCUACAUCACUAUCGCGUUGCUGGAGAUUCCUCUGCCUGUAACUCACUCAUUGAUACGAAAUGCUCUGUUCUGCCUGGAAACAGCGGCAGAUCAGAAAGAAAACCAUGUGUACACCAAGGCACUGCUAGCAUAUGCAUUUGCCCUGGCAGGGAAAACAGACAAGCGGAAGACAUUGCUUGACUCACUUGAAAAGGAAGCUGUGAAAGAGGAUGGGUCUGUUCAUUGGCAGCGACCUGGGAAAGAGCCAGAAGUUGAUCUCCCCUACUAUCGCUACCGAGCUCCCUCUGCUGAAGUGGAGAUGACAGCCUAUGUGCUCCUUGCUUACCUCACCUCUCAGCCAGCACCUUCCCAGGAGGAGCUGUCAUUUGCAUCUCAUAUUGCCAAGUGGAUCAGUGGUCAGCAGAAUCCCAAUGGAGGCUUCUCCUCCACCCAGGACACAGUGGUGGCUCUCCAAGCCUUGUCCCUGUAUGGAGCUCUCACUUAUGCCAAGAGCGGGGCAGCUUCCAAAGUGACCCUGCAAUCUGGAGGGAACUUCCAGCAAGACUUCCAAGUGGAUCCCACCAAUCGGCUGCUGCUCCAGCGCAUGUCCCUUCCCCGGGUGCCAGGGGAGUACAGUGUGGAGGUGUCUGGUGAAGGAUGUGUCUACCUGCAGACAAGCCUGAGGUACAACGUGCAGCCCACACAGGAGGAUGCACCUUUCAUGCUUCGUGUGUACACUAUCCCGGAGACAUGUGUGGACUCCAAGGCUCACAAGGUCUUUGAUAUUGGCAUAAAUGUCAGUUACACUGGAGAGCGCAACAGCUCCAACAUGGUGAUUGUUGAUGUGAAGAUGCUGUCGGGAUUCAUUCCCUUGAAGUCCUCAGUGAGGAAGCUGGAAAGCCACCCUGUUAUUGAGCGCACAGAGUUAAGUACCAACCAUGUCCUAAUAUAUCUGGAAAAGCUGAGCAGUGAGACCCUCAGCUUCUCCUUCACGGUGGAGCAGGACAUCCCCGUGCAGGGCCUGAAGCCAGCCCAGGUGAAGGUCUAUGACUACUACGAGACAGAUGAGUUUGCCACACAGGAGUACAGUGCUCCCUGCACCACAGUCAAGGCUGAACAGGGAAAUUCCUGAAGAAUGCAUCUUGUCUGAGUCUUGCUGUAUCAGCUCAUACGUCUCUGCCCCUAGAAGAUCUUCUUGUUGAGGGUGGGGUAUUGAAACAUUAGAGGAGGACACCUCAAAAACACAAAGGAAGUAACACUGUAAAUAAAUUAAGUCUUGAUUCUCA
Molecule: messenger RNA, 4759 nt
Organism: Pseudopipra pipra
Lineage: Eukaryota; Metazoa; Chordata; Aves; Passeriformes; Pipridae
Product: alpha-2-macroglobulin-like
Exons: 36
Coding region: 145-4605 (1486 amino acids)
Cellular component (GO): extracellular region
Molecular function (GO): endopeptidase inhibitor activity
Source: RefSeq, a predicted model, not a curated record